Molecule: messenger RNA, 477 nt
Organism: Cladophialophora carrionii CBS 160.54
Lineage: Eukaryota; Fungi; Ascomycota; Eurotiomycetes; Chaetothyriales; Herpotrichiellaceae
Exons: 3
Coding region: 1-477 (158 amino acids)
Biological process (GO): ribosomal large subunit assembly; translation
Cellular component (GO): cytosolic large ribosomal subunit; ribosome
Molecular function (GO): structural constituent of ribosome
Source: RefSeq, a predicted model, not a curated record
AUGGCACCACCAACUCAAAAGCCGAAAGGCGGCGACUCGAAGCCAAAGAAGCCGAGUGCCAAAGCCAACCAGGCCGCAAAAGCCACCCUCAGAGGCGUCCACACCCAGAAAGCGCGAAAAAUCCGCACAUCAACCACAUUCCACAGACCCAAGACCCUCGUCCUCUCCCGGUCACCAAAGUACCCCCGCAAGUCUAUCCCCCAUGAGACCAGACUCGACCACCACAAGGUGCUCAUCCACCCCUUGAACACCGAGAGUGCGAUGAAAAAGAUUGAGGAGCACAACACGCUGGUCUUCAUUGUGGACGUCAAGGCCAACAAGCCCCAGAUCAAGGCCGCGUUGAAGAAGCUUUACGAUGUGGAAACCGUCAAGAUCAACACUUUGAUCAGACCGGAUGGCACGAAGAAGGCGUUCGCGAGGUUAACGACGGAUGUGGAUGCGCUGGAUAUUGCGGCUACGAAGCUGUCGAUCGUGUAG